UCCUCCUAUUCUUCCUCCGCUCUCCUCCUCUUCCUCAUCUCUCUCUCUCCUCCUCCUCCUCCUCCUCAGUGGGCGGGUCUGUUUUCUGUCUGGAUGUGGAUCAGAUGAUUGUCUGCUGCGGACUGAUCUGCUCGUCAUGGAGAUCAAUGAAGUCGUCUGUCAGCAGGAUCGGCUGCAGCUCAUCGCGGAGAGGAGGAAAUGGCAGACAGAGGUGGAGAACAAGAAGCGUCAGCUGGAGGACGACCGGAGAGCUCUGCAGCACCUGAAGUCGAAGGCUCUGAGGGAGCGCUGGCUGCUGGAUGGAGCGCCUCCUGCUGGACCAGAACAUGAAGAAGUCAAGAGACAACUGGAGCAUGACGAGGCCAAGACCAGGAGCCUGGAGGAGACCAUUAACAGGUUGGAGCAGGAACUGGUCAGUUUGGAGACUGGAGUUGUGUGUGAGACCGUAACACACACUAGUGUGAGUUCAGGUAAACCAGCUGUGGAGGUCAAAGGUCACAGCAUCCAUCAGCAGGACCGAGCAGCACCACCUGUUCAGGUGACUCAAGACCUUGCAGAGGUCAAAGUUCACAAAAGUCCUCGAAUGAACAAAGCGAGAAACUCGACGGAGGAGAUGAAGAGAGCCAUGUACUCACUGGAGAUCACGGUGGAACGCGACAAGCUAACGGGGGAAACGAGGGUUCUGUCCAGUCAGACUCGACUUCCCAUCGAUUUGUCUCUUCAGGGCGUCAAAGUUUACGAAGACGAGCAGAAAGUGGUCCACGAGAUGAAUGGCGAAGACGUCCACCUGCUCAGCUCCUCAGAGGUUGAAGAGCUCAUCCACAAAGCUGACGAGGCGUCCAUGAUGUCACCGACUGUCACCACGGCAACCUCCCUGCCAACAGCUGAGGUCCAGCAGCAGCCGAGCCCCGAACUGCAACCGCUGUCACAACCUCGUGUAACGGCCGAGAUCACCGGGCUGGAGGCCAAACCGGGAGGCGAGCCGAGCGUGGCCGAGGCCAGCGCCGAGAACCCGGUAACCAUGGUGUUCAUGGGCUACCAGAGCGUGGAGGACGAGGACGAGACCAAGAAGGUUCUGGGGCUCCAGGGAACCGUUAAGGCGGAGCUGGUGCUCAUUGACGACGCCAACGGCAAGACGUCACCGGGACGGGAGGAAGAAGAGGCGGGCGUGACUCCUCCUAUCGCCCAAACUCCUCCCACUACCAAAGCUCCGCCCACCACCAAAGCCCCUCCCGCUGCUCCGCCCACCUCUCUUAAACCUCCGGAGGCGACAGCGAGCAACGGGGAGACGGCGGCGGAGACGGGGGGAGGAGCAGCGGCCGUGAAGAAGGAGAAGCAGCCGUGUAAGUGCUGCAGCAUCAUGUGACCUGACAGCGGCGCCGCUAGCUAAGCUAACACAGUAACAAUAAACUCCAGGACUAAACCCCGCCCACCCCACCUCUAACCACAUGACAUCACUUCCUGUCUCCUCAUGCUCAUCAGUUUUAUAAAACUUUUACUUUUUCUAUUUUCUUGAAGUCCGUUUACUUUUUUACUCCUCCUGUUUCCAGCUGCGCGACUCAACAACAUUACCAUCAAUAUUAGCUUUAGCAUCAGCAUUUACAUUAGCACUAGCAUUAGCAUCAGUAUUAGCAUUAGCAUCAGUAUUAGCAUCAGCUCUGCGGUCGUGACGCUGUAACCUCUCUGUCUGUCUUUGUUUCUCAGUUGUAUUUAUUUGUUCGUCUUCUGCUGCCGUUUCUGUCGCAGGUCUUUCUGCCAGUUUGGUUUUUAUAAAACAGAAAAUAAAGUGACCUUCCAGACGGGUUGACUCAGUGCUCAGCGUGAGAAAACGAUGUGUUUGAACCUUCAUCCCAUCAUCACCGCAGCUUCACAGGUUUCAUCCAAAAUCAUUUUCACUCCAUCUGAACCGUCGGGACGUAAACAUCACUGAGACGACUGACAGGAGAACGUAUUCAGUCCGAUCAGCUGUCCAGGUGUUUACAGCUGCACCAGAGGUUCUGGUUCUUGUUCUGGAAGACGCUGCAGUGACGUAUGACCACCGUUACUACAGACGUCUUUCCACUGCAGGAAACUGUUCGGUUGUCUUUUUUUGUACGUUCUCCAUCUGCUGGUGAUCAGGUUCUUCUUUAGAGCUGACCGGCAUAACGUGACCGGGUCAGAACCAGAAGAAGCUGAGUUCUCUGUAAAGAAAUUGUUGGUCUGAAAUGGUUAGACGGUUCUUCACCUACUUCAUGUGGUUCUUUAAAGGUUCUUUUUGUUUAUUGAAGUUCUUUGGUUCUAACAGAUAACAACAUGAAAUCAGAUUAUUAUAUUCUGGAUGAAUCACUUUCUCGAUAAAACAUCAGAAAUGUGUAUCACAGUUUCACAAAUCACAGACUGACAUCUUAGAACACGUUAUUCUGUCUGACAAAGAACCCAAAAAAUGUAAAAUUUGUUCUAAGAGAAGGCAAAUGUUUAAAUUUGACUAUUCGUCUUAAAAAUUACUUCAACAAUGCUCAUGUUCUGUUAUCACAGUAGAACCAGGUCUGGAAAAUGGUUUCUUAAGGAACCCAUUUUUGCUGAAGUUUUUCAGGGAUGAUGUCAAAGAUCUUUAAAGAACAGUUUGAAGACGUUCUUGCUAAAACAUUCUUUGUGGAACUAGAAAUAAUCCUUAUUUAGCACCACUUUAUCUCCUCAAAAAGGUUCUGUAGGAAGGUUUUCACGAGGUCAGAAUAAAGGUUCCCAUCGCCCUAGAAGUUCCUGCAGUGAAGAACCUGAAUGGUACCAUCAUCAUCAUCAUCAUCGUCAUCAUCAUCUUCAUCCUCUUCAUCGUCUUCAUCCUCUUCAUCCUCUUCAUCAUCUUCAUCCUCUUCAUCCUCUUCAUCGUCUUCAUCAUCUUCAUCCUCUUCAUCGUCUUCAACAUCAUCAUCGUCAUCAUCCUCUUCAUCGUCUUCAUCCUCUUCAUCGUCUUCAUCAUCUUCAUCCUCUUCCCUCCAUCAGCUGCUUCCAGUUCUGAUAACAAAAAGGCUCCAACUUCAGAACCUGGAACAGAAGAUUUGUAAAAACGUGUUGGCAUCAGAAACUUUAUUUGAAUUUGUAAUUUAUUUAUUUGAACUUUUUUAGAAAUAUGCCCCAAAAAAGUCAGACUUUCUAAUCUCAUCGUUUUGACGUUCAUUUUUUACAUUUUACCUGAAUUAUUUUUUUUAAACCUGAUGCAACUUUUUAAAUCAUGUGACCUUUUUCCCAAAGUUUUCUUUUGCUGACACAAUUGAGCAUCGAUAUGUGGAAUAAGUACCUCAUGAAACGUUAGUCAAAGCAUUUAUGAAGAGUGUCUUACUGAGGAUGGACCUGCAGUCAGAUAGCGGGUCUCAGAUGUAGAAGGAACAUGUUCUCGUCCACAUCGGAGCUCAUGUUUGCUCCGUUAAAGCAGAGUUUCUGCUCCUCCAGAUGGUUUGCUGUGUUUCUGCUGAUGAGAAGAAUUCAAACGAGUUCUGAAUUGGUAACGAAUCCUCACAUCGAUUACUAACCCUGAAGUAAACUAACCUUUAUAAAAGUCUGUAAAUGCCGACAGCAGGAAGUUUAACAAAGUGUGAACAGAAUUAUGAGUAAAUAAAAAUCAGUGAAUCCAAAUGAA
Molecule: messenger RNA, 3613 nt
Organism: Acanthochromis polyacanthus (spiny chromis)
Lineage: Eukaryota; Metazoa; Chordata; Actinopteri; Pomacentridae
Gene: palm1a
Product: paralemmin 1a
Exons: 9
Coding region: 137-1366 (409 amino acids)
Biological process (GO): regulation of cell shape
Cellular component (GO): membrane
Source: RefSeq, a predicted model, not a curated record